This is a messenger RNA of Stereum hirsutum FP-91666 SS1, 1359 nucleotides long. RefSeq names its product histone-fold-containing protein. The transcript is spliced from 6 exons. The coding region runs from base 168 to 938 and encodes 256 amino acids. The record is from RefSeq and is a predicted model, not a curated record. Gene Ontology annotation, biological process: regulation of DNA-templated transcription. Gene Ontology annotation, molecular function: DNA-binding transcription activator activity, RNA polymerase II-specific; protein heterodimerization activity. Gene Ontology annotation, cellular component: nucleus; CCAAT-binding factor complex. Lineage: Eukaryota; Fungi; Basidiomycota; Agaricomycetes; Russulales; Stereaceae.
GGUCUGACUAAACAUAAACAGUAGCCAAUCGCACAUCGAAAGCGACACCCCGAGCCACCGAGCCACCGAGCCACCUGUCGAGGGGAACCAAUCAGUUCGCUCGACGCUCAGCCAACCAACCAACGUCCUCCAGCCCAGCCUAAUCCUAAUUACAUCACAGUCUCUCCAUGCCGAGCGGAGCUGGCGGCAGCGGUAACGGUGGCGGCGGCGGCACUAGUGGUGGGAACGCAGCUGGAUCCUCGAGCCCAACGACGACGGUGACGAAGCCGUUCGUCCAGUCCGGACAGCCGCUACAUGAGUUUUUGCACUCGUUCUGGCAAAGACAGGUCGAUGUGGCGGAGCAGGAGACGCCGGAUUAUAGGCAUCCGCCGUUGCCGCUUGCGAGGAUUAAGAAGGUGAUGAAGAACGAUCCGGAUGUUAAGAUGAUUGCGGCGGACGCCCCUAUCCUAUUCUGUAAAGCAUGCGAAAUCUUCAUCGCCGAAAUAACAGCCCGCGCAUUCAUAAUCGCAGACUCCAACAAACGACGCACCCUCUCCCGCUCCGACAUCGCCAAAGCACUCAAUAAAUCAGACCAGUUCGAUUUCUUGAUCGAUAUCGUGCCGAGGGAGGAGCCGUUUGGAGGUGGUGCUGCGGGUUCAUCGGGGGGAAAGGCGGGAGGUGGGGGUGGGGGAGGAGGGCAUGGGGGUGGACAUGGAGGGGGAGGGGGGCAUGGGAAGAAGGGGAAGGAGGGGGCGAGGGAGGGUGAACAUGGGGAGGGAGAGGGUAUGGAGAUGGAUCAGCAGCAGCAACAGCAACAACAACAACAGCAACAGCAACAGCAACAGCAGCACCAGCAGGGCGGCGAAGGAGGGAUGUCGUCUUCUAACGUUCUGGAUCAGCUCCAAUCGCUGCUCAGUAACUCACCGGCGAAUAUGGAACGUCCGUCCGUCUCUGGGUGACCUUGAAGACGACGAGGGCCGGAACGCAUAUAUCAUGUUGGGCUGUUUUCUUGCUCUUUCUCUUCUCUUCGUCUUUGUCGUCGAUGCUCUGUUUAUUAUUUUUUCUUAUCGUCGCAUUCUUCUGUGCUAUUCGUCCGUUUACUUGUUCGUGUGUGUUUGAUUGUCGUGUGUCAAUCCGUUCGUGUGUGUAGACUCCCAAACGUACAUAACCUCUUCGCAUCUCUUUCUCCAUCUCUCCAUUUCUCCUCCUUCCCUGCUUUCUCGAAGAUUUCUUGACUUAUCUCACUCGACUCGAUCCCAUUCUUGAUGUCUAUUGCAUUCUUGCUAUCAACGCUAUACCCCUCCACCACCUUCCCCCUCUGAAAUCCUCAGCCACACGCCACUGUGGCGUCUAUAAGCGCUCGUCGUCGAACAUUGAUGG